UUCCGUCGUCCCGUCUUCUUAAAAGCCCUAGAGUUCAGUUCCUCCGACUCAGCCCCGAGCGAAAGAGAGAGAGAGAAGAAAUGAUGAAGCGUCUGAUCCCAACGUUCAACCGCAUCCUUGUGCAGAGAGUCAUCCAGCCUGCCAAAACCGAAAGCGGCAUCCUCCUCCCUGAGAAGGCCUCCAAGCUGAACUCGGGAAAGGUGAUAGCAGUGGGACCUGGAUCAAGGGAUAAGGACGGGAAAUUGAUCCCAGUCUCUGUUAAGGAAGGCGACACUGUUCUUCUCCCAGAGUAUGGCGGUACUCAGGUCAAGCUAGGCGAGAAGGAGUACCAUCUCUUCCGGGAUGAGGACGUCUUGGGGACGUUGCACGAAGAUUGAGAAAGGCUAAGCGGUGGUCUUGUUGGCGUUUUAAUGUUAUGGGGAGAGAAACAAACAAGUUAUUUAUAAUUUUUAGUUUAUGUGGUUGGACAUGUCAUUGAAAUUUACUUUAAUAGACUAUAUUUGUCCCUUCUGAGUCGGUCGUUCCAGUUUUUCCAAAUUGUCAUCAAUCCUAAGAUAAGUUAAAGUUAACCGGAUUGUUGCAUCUUGUGAUUCCAAUCCUUCUGUGACGAUGGCUUACUUGAAUGUGCGUAUUCUUGAUCA
Messenger RNA from Raphanus sativus (radish), 641 nucleotides. Its product is annotated as 10 kDa chaperonin. The record is from RefSeq and is a predicted model, not a curated record. Lineage: Eukaryota; Viridiplantae; Streptophyta; Magnoliopsida; Brassicales; Brassicaceae. Gene Ontology annotation, cellular component: mitochondrial matrix. The transcript is spliced from 3 exons. Bases 81 to 377 code for a protein of 98 amino acids. Gene Ontology annotation, molecular function: metal ion binding; protein folding chaperone; ATP binding.